Messenger RNA from Scophthalmus maximus (turbot), 1666 nucleotides. It is a transcript of the gene dub, whose product is annotated as duboraya. NCBI's taxonomy places the organism in Eukaryota, Metazoa, Chordata, Actinopteri, Pleuronectiformes, Scophthalmidae. The annotation marks the transcript as partial. The record is from RefSeq and is a predicted model, not a curated record. The transcript has 7 exons.
AGUCCAGCAGAACAGGAGCUCACCUGCAUCAUCAUCAAGGAGGAGGCUCCGUCCCGCCGCUCUGUGGCUGAACUCGCAGGACGGUUCCGAGGUUCGACUUGUCCACACGUCGCUGCUGGAAACGAGACGGAGAAGCCGGUGAGACGACGACCUCCUCGCUCGCUACAGCUCCCGAAAACAAACGGAGACGACCAGGAGCCUCCAGGUGUCACCUCGCCUCUACCUGCCCAAACCAAGAGAAACUCUGCUCUGAUUGAGAAGCUUCAGGCCUCCCUCGCUCUCUCUCCCUCUCCCCAGCUGCCCUCACCUAAGAGCCCCGGGUUCAGGCUGCUGCUUCCCGCCUUCCCCCUCCCCUCCCCGGGCUUGACCCCAGAGACCACGGUGACCACAUCGUCCACGCCGACCCCGACCAGCCCGAUCGCCGCCUCUCCAAUAGCUGAAGAGGAAGGCCCCGCCUCCUUUGAGGCCCCUCCCUCUGCAGAGGAGGGGUCUAUCCUGCCCAGCAUCAACAAGAGUCGAGCUCGUCACUCCAUCCGGCGACGCCCUCCAUCCCGUCGCAACAGGAAUUCCAGCAGUGGAGAUGAGGUCGGCGUUGCUAAUGACGUAGCAGACAAAAGUAGAGGAGGAGGAGAAGAGAGGGAGGAAGGAGGAAGAGAAGAGAGGGAGGAAGGAGGAGGAGGAGAGAUGGAGGAAGGAGGAAAAGGAGGAGGAGGAGGGAGGGAGGAAGGAGGAGGAGGUGAAGAGAGGAAGGAAGGAGGAGAGGUUUUCAAGAUAGAAGGUAAAACAGACGCUUCAACAUGUCCUGGGAAAAACCAAACCCACAAAGAAGAUCAGUCAAAGACCAAAGAAGAUGAUGAGGAGGAGGAGGAGGAGGAAGGAAAGAACAGAUCCGUGGGAGGAAGAGGGGAAGGAGACAGAUCUUCAUCAGGAAGAGAGGAGGAGGAGGAAGCUCAGGAGAAAAGCUCAAGAGAAACACACAAAGAAGAUGGAGGAGGAACAAAAAGAGACGGAGAAGAAGAAGAGUGAGGACACAAGUGGUCAGACAUCAGCCCGGUGAGGAUCCCGAUGUUUGGCCGAUGUGGUGCCCCGGGUGAGGCCGACCCCUGUGAACACUUAUCUCUGAUGUGGUGAAGACGACGUGAGGACACUUUGCUCUCGGGAGUGUUGUCUUGUAGAUAAUCAGCGGGGUUCUUUAUGUGAAGGUCCAGCUUCAGUCCAAGAUGAAGAGAAGUCUUCUUCAUCAGCUCGAAGCCUUUUUACUCUGCCAACACAGAUUUGUUCAUUUUUGUAAGAAUGUGAUGUUUUCAGUAUUAUGUUUUCUCACUGUUUGAUGCCAUGAUGAUGACGUAGAUGACGUCGAAAUAAAUUUUCUGGAUGUUUGUGUGAAGCACUGGCGCUGAAAUGGAUUGACUUCAGCUGUCAAUCAUGACGUCUCAACACGUUUCUAUAUUAUCAGACAACUCAUUAAAACCAAACUGUGUUUACUUGUUCACAGAGAGAAAACCUGAAGCCUUAUUCCAAAGUUUCAUGUUUUUACAAACCUCAAAAGGCUUUUAUUUUAAUUUUAUCAGCAGGUAGAAAACUGUAAAUUCUGUGAAAUGUUUUGAAAUGUGUUGUUGUGCCUUAAAUUCUGAAAAGUGAAAUUAAAAUGCAUAUUUUUGCUAAA